This is a messenger RNA of Arabidopsis arenosa, 1511 nucleotides long. The record is from the annotation of a GenBank genome assembly. NCBI's taxonomy places the organism in Eukaryota, Viridiplantae, Streptophyta, Magnoliopsida, Brassicales, Brassicaceae.
UUUCUUUCUCCAUAUUUGAUCGUAAAAAAUAUUAAUUCCUAAAUUCUUUUAGAUUUCUUAUUCACCAUUCUUUUUAAAAAGAAUCAUGGGAUUCUCUUACGCCGGCGCCGGAGUUAUCAUCGUCGGAGUUAUCUUGAAUGAUUUUAUCAGAGUGGUUCGUUCUUUUCUUGAUAUUCGUCGUUUGUUAGGUGUUUAUACGUCGGCAUCUUCGGGGAGUACCAUUGCCGGUAUAAACAAGAUUCCGAUGGACGAUAUGCUUCCGGCGACAAAAUUCGAGGAGAUGUCAAGGGUUAAUCCGCCGGAGAGCUGCCGGAUAUGCCAAGAUGAGUUCGACGGCGGUGACGAUGUCCGGAUUCGGAAGAACACACAGCUGUCAUCGGUUCUUUUAGCGACAGCAGGUUGCGGCGGAGAGAGACCGGAGACGUAUGUGUGUCACUUAAACCAGUCUCCAUGGGAUGUGAUUCCGGUUUCUUCCUCCGGCGAUUGCGAGUUAACUAACCUACUCGACUCGUCGUGGUUCCUUCCUUUAUCGUCUUCGUCUUCUUCUUCUCCGCCUCUCAUUCGCAAGUUCAAUGGAGAAGAAGAUAGCUUCAAUGGGAAUGUGAGUUUGGGAGAUUGUAAUGGCGCUGCUCAAAGCUCCAUGAGAAGUAAUCACAGUCUUGUCUCCGUCGAGAAGCUUAAUCUCAAUGCGGCGGAGGAUAAGUACGAUAUAUCCCCGGAAGUUGAAGACCCAAUGGAUCAGAGCGAUAGCUAUGACAAGAAAUCUGAAGCUCGCGAGCCUAAUUCGCCGGUCAAAACCUCCGGCGAUGAUGAAAAAGUGGCUGUAACAAUUCCGGCGCCGCCUAAACGUGGACGGCCACGUGGUUCGGGCAAGAAAGCUUCCGCUCCCGCAUUGAAGAAUCCGUACGAGUUUUAUUAUUACUCUGGUUUCGGGCCACGGUGGGGGAGAAAAAGAGGCGGCUCCGACGACGAGAAGAUGGUUAUAAGCGAGAAUAAAAAGAGUAGAAGUAGCACUAGUAGCAGUAGUGAUGAAGAGGGUCAUAAAACGGCGGCGUUUGGAGGUGGGAGUGUUAGUUUUGAUGAGUUUGAUUUUGUGGAAGAGGAUUAUAAUGACGUAAUGGAACAAGAUCAAGAAAGUGAUCAUGGGAGGAAGAAAAAUAAAGAGAAGAUGAUAAUGAUGAAGAAGACGAUGAAGAGAGCAAGGAAGCCCGUAAAGGAAAGGUCUUUGAAAUCCCUCAUGUGAAAUAUUUUUGCCUUUUGAGGGCAUUUCUGUCUUUUUCCCUUAUUGUUAUUGUCUGUUUUUGUUGGUAAGGGGAUUUGGUCUGUUUGUUUAGUUCGGGAACAUUUGUAGGAAGAUUUUCUACAUCUCUGUUGUAUUUGGUUAUAUGAUUGUUUUGGUUUUCAAAUUAUUUGCCUAUCGACUUUGAUGUAUCUCAAUGCUUAUUCUUCUUAAUAUCAUCAACAUAUAUUUAAAGAGUCUUUAACUUCCUUAAAAAAUUCACCAUCCUUUA